Molecule: messenger RNA, 579 nt
Organism: Didymodactylos carnosus
Lineage: Eukaryota; Metazoa; Rotifera; Eurotatoria; Philodinida; Philodinidae
Source: the annotation of a GenBank genome assembly
AUGCGUUACCAACUUACAAAUUUGAUGGGGAACGUUUUUAAUUUUUUAACAAAUAAUUCAAAGAUAAUAAAGAGUAAUCCUCAUUUAAGAGACGUUAAGAAGAAAAUGUUGGACAUGAACUCUAAUUUACUUAUACCGAAUAAUUUAGAUAAAUUUGAUUUAUCAUCUUGCUUUAGCAUAUUGCGAGGUUUAACUCAAGAGGAACCGAUAAAUGGCUGGUGGGAAGAAUAUUCUAUAGGUCGAAACGAUAAUUCAUUAGCUGCUAAUUUUAAUCGAUUACGGUUAAUACGUAAUGUAAAUUUUGGUCAUUUAGUUGCAUUUAAGUUGAAUGACGGUGAUUAUGAUUAUUAUAAAAAUAAACUAAAACAAAUAAUUAUCGAUCUAUGUGAUAAUCAAAAUAUGAAGCAAGAUUAUGCGACGAAAAUUGAUUCUGUAUUAUCAUCAUCCUAUAGUGAUAAAGAAAUAUUUAAAAAAUAUAGAGAAGAAAUAAUUGAUUUAAUGAUCGAACAUAAGGAAGAUUUGAUUAAGGAGAUAAAAGAGAUUGAAGAAUUAAAUAUUAAAAACAAAAUCGGAAAUUAA